Molecule: messenger RNA, 1608 nt
Organism: Drosophila grimshawi
Lineage: Eukaryota; Metazoa; Arthropoda; Insecta; Diptera; Drosophilidae
Product: tetraspanin-9
Exons: 5
Coding region: 121-975 (284 amino acids)
Cellular component (GO): membrane
Source: RefSeq, a predicted model, not a curated record
UUUUGAAUGUGAAAAUUGUGUUUAAGGAUUAAGCCGAUAAAGUUCGAUAUCCCACUUUGAGGAGCUUGAGCACUAUAAUCAUUAAGCAGCUUCCCCGCCAGCCGGAAGAAGAAGAAGAAGAUGGGCAACGCCGGCUACACAUGCAUCCGCCGCACCUUUUGCUGGCUCAACAUAAUACUGUGGUUGUGCAGCUGCGCCUUCCUUGGUGCCGGCUUGUGGCUGCGCCUCAGCUAUGAAGGAUAUGCCACGCUGUUGCCACAGCACGCCGGACUCAGCGCGGACACAAUCUUCAUGGGCAUCGGUGGGGUUGGGUUUGUCGUUAGCUUCUUUGGCUGCUGCGGCGCCUGGGUGCAGUCCCGCUGCCUGCUAGUGUUGUACUUUAUGCUGAUUGUGAUGCUGUUCAUGAGCGAAUUCCUGGUCGGUUCGAUAGCGUUCCUCUUUCGCGGCGGACUCGGACGCACUUUGGCCAACGAGCUGCGCUUCGGCAUCGAGCGUCAUUAUAAUGCCAGCGAUCGUGGCUCCCUCGUGGCACCAUCCGUUGCCGCGAUUUGGGACAGCGUUCAGCAGUCGUUUGAAUGCUGUGGCGUCUCGUCGUACGAGGAUUGGUAUGACAUCCAGUCGUGGAGUGGCAAGCGAUGGGUGCCAGACUCGUGCUGCCGCCAGCUGUAUGAUCAGCGCCAGCUGAUCACCGAGGGAUCUGGGGAUGCUGGACUGAUGCGUGUCGAUUGCGGCAGAUCGGAGAAUCCGUCGCUGUGGUGGGACAAGGGAUGUGCACACUCGCUGCAGGGCUGGUUCAACGGGCAGCUGAAUGUGGUUGGGGCCAUUGGAUUGGGGAUUGCAUUUGUGCAGCUGUUCGGGCUGAUCACGUCAAUGCUGCUGUUCUGCACCGUGAAGCAUAAGCGCGGAUCGGACACAUAUAAAUCGUAUUCGCCAUCGAUCGAUCCGCAGACGCGCACCAGCAGCUGGGAGGAUUGAACUAGACUCUAGGCUGACCCGGGGUCGGUUGACUUUCUAAAGCAAAAAACGAUUUUGCACAUUAAUUGCUCAUGUUUUUUGUUUGUUUUGAUUUGGUUUAAUUUUAUUUUCUAGGUUUUUCUUUUGCGAAAUGUGCCAAAAAUUAAUUUAAAUCUUAGUUUGUGUAUCUUUUCUUUUUUUUUUUUUGUUUUUUACAAAUAAUACUCGUAACAUAUCUGAAAGAAAGAAGGAAAAACAAGAAAACAUUUAUCAAGAAGCCCAAAAAGCUGAAUUCACAACGCCUGUUUUUAGUAUUUAGUAAUCUUAUUCGUUUAUUUGUUAACUGGUUUUUUUUUUGUCCCAGUAUUCACUAAAACAACAUUGUUGUUGUGAACUCAGCUUUCGUUAAGGGGUGCCUUACAUAUUAUAUAUCUAUUUAUGCAGUUAGUUAGUGGUGUAUCCAUAUUGUGAUGUGCUCAUCUAGUUUAUAUACUACAGACAUACUAUGUACGAUAUAUGUGCAACUCUAUGCCUAUCCAUAUCGACCCAGUAUGUUACUGUACGGCAAUUAAGUAUUGGAACAACAACUGCCCGUAAAAAAAAAAAACAAAAACAAAAACAAUGAGAUAUAGUAUACCAUAUACAAAGUAAUAU